AUGGGAGCUUUAACAUGGCUAUCUGUUGUCGCUGCGGCGGCGUCGACGGCCUUGGCCAUGACCCCCGAGAAGAUGAUCAGCGCUCCCAGAAGAUCUGAAGUUAUCCCCAACCCAUCGGGUGAAAUCGGUGUCUUCUCGACGUCGCAAUACUCGUUUGAGAAGCACAAGCGGUCCUCGUGGUGGAGUCUGUUGGAUCUGAAGACUGGUCAAAGCAAGAUCCUCACCAACGACAGCAGCGUGUCUGAGAUCCUCUGGUUGGGCACCGAUGACUCGACCCUUCUGUAUGUCAACGGCACCAACGCAGAUGUCCCAGGAGGUGUUGAGCUGUGGGUGACUCAGGUUUCGAGCUUCACCAACGGAUACAAAGCAGCCUCCCUGCCAGCCGCCUUCUCUGGUUUCAAGACCGUCACGACCAAAUCCGGCGAUAUCCGUUUCGUCGCCUACGCCCAGUCCUAUGCCAACGGUACGGCGUACAAUGAAGAGCUCGUCGAGAAGCCCCUUAGUUCGGCCCGGAUCUAUGAUAGCAUCUACGUGCGCCACUGGGACUCCUACCUCACCACCACCUUCAAUGCCGUCUUCUCCGGUACCUUGAAGAAGGGCAAUAACAAGAAGGGCUACACCCUGGAUGGGGCUGUCAAGAACCUGGUUUCCCCCGUCAGGAACGCCGAGAGCCCCUACCCACCCUUUGGCGGAGCUUCCGACUACGACCUGUCCCCCAACGGCAAGUGGGUCGCUUUCAAGAGCAAGGCUCCCGAGCUACCCAAGGCCAACUUCACCACGGCCUACAUCUACCUUGUGCCCCAUGAUGGCUCGGAGAAGGCGUUCGCCAUCAACGGCCCGGACAGCCCUGGCACGCCCAAGGGCAUCAAGGGUGAUGCCAACAGCCCCGUGUUCUCGCCAAACAGCGAGAAGCUUGCCUACCUCCAGAUGAAGGAUGAGACGUAUGAAGCUGACCGCCGCGUCUUGUACGUCUACUCGAUCGGCUCCAAGAAGACCAUCCCCAGCGUGGCUGGAAACUGGGACCGCUCGCCCGACAGCAUCAAGUGGACCCCCGAUGGAAAGACCCUGAUCGUCGGAAGCGAGGAUAAGGGCCGCUCGCGCCUGUUCGCCAUCCCUGCCACCGCGCGCGAUGACUUCAAGCCCAAGAAUUUCACCGACGGCGGCGCGGUCUCGGCCUACUACUUCCUGCCCGAUCGCAGCCUGCUGGUCACUGGUACCGCCAUCUGGACGAACUGGAAUGUCUACACGGCCAGCCCGGCCAAGGGAGUCAUCAAGACCCUUGCUUCGGCCAACGAGAUCGACCCCGAGCUCAAGGGACUGGGUCCUUCUGACGUGAGCGAGAUCUACUUCAAGGGCAACUGGACCGACAUCCACGCCUGGGUCGUCUACCCCGAGAACUUCGACAAGUCCAAGAAGUAUCCCUUGGCGUUCCUGAUCCACGGUGGUCCCCAGGGCUCGUGGGCCGACUCGUGGAGCUCAAGAUGGAACCCCAAGACCUUCGCCGACCAGGGCUACGUCGUUGUCGCACCCAAUCCCACCGGCAGCACCGGCUUUGGCCAGAAACUCACCGACGAGAUCCAGAACAACUGGGGCGGUGCCCCCUACGACGACCUCGUCAAGUGCUGGGAGUACGUUAACAAGAACCUCCCCUUCGUCGACACGGAGCACGGCAUCGCGGCCGGCGCGUCCUACGGCGGCUUCAUGGUCAACUGGAUCCAGGGCAACGAUCUGGGCCGCCGGUUCAAGGCGCUCGUCUCGCACGACGGCACCUUCGUCGCCGACGCCAAGAUCUCCACCGACGAGCUCUGGUUCAUGCAGCGCGAGUUCAACGGCACCUUCUGGGACGCCCGCGACAACUACCGCCGCUUCGACCCCUCCGCGCCCGAGCACAUCCGCCAGUUCGGCACCCCGCAGCUCGUCAUCCACAACGAUAAGGAUUACCGGCUGGCCGUCGCGGAGGGCCUGUCGCUGUUCAAUGUGCUCCAGGAGCGUGGUGUGCCGAGUCGCUUCUUGAACUUUCCGGAUGAGAACCAUUGGGUCGUCAACCCCGAGAACAGCCUCGUGUGGCACCAGCAGGUGCUCGGCUGGAUCAACAAGUACUCUGGCAUCGAGAAGAGCAACCCCGGCGCUGUCAGCCUGGAUGAUACGAUCGUCCCGGUUGUCAACUACAACUAA
Messenger RNA from Aspergillus clavatus NRRL 1, 2175 nucleotides. It is a transcript of the gene dppV, whose product is annotated as dipeptidyl peptidase DppV. Gene Ontology annotation, molecular function: serine-type endopeptidase activity. NCBI's taxonomy places the organism in Eukaryota, Fungi, Ascomycota, Eurotiomycetes, Eurotiales, Aspergillaceae. The transcript has 7 exons. Gene Ontology annotation, biological process: proteolysis. Bases 1 to 2175 code for a protein of 724 amino acids. The record is from RefSeq and is a predicted model, not a curated record.